Molecule: messenger RNA, 1785 nt
Organism: Exophiala aquamarina CBS 119918
Lineage: Eukaryota; Fungi; Ascomycota; Eurotiomycetes; Chaetothyriales; Herpotrichiellaceae
Exons: 1
Coding region: 1-1785 (594 amino acids)
Molecular function (GO): thiamine pyrophosphate binding; carboxy-lyase activity; magnesium ion binding
Source: RefSeq, a predicted model, not a curated record
AUGAGUGGACAAAUUGAUCUUACAGAAUUCCUCUUUCGUCGCUUGCACCAGAUCGGGGUGAGGUCAGUACAUGGUGUCCCCGGCGACUACAACUUGACAGCCCUCGAUUAUGUUGAACCUGCUGGCCUGCAUUGGGUCGGAAAUGCAAACGAAUUGAACGCCGGCUAUGCCGCAGACGGCUAUGCUCGAAUUCGGGGAGUUUCUGUCUUGGUCACCACCGGUGGUGUUGGCGAGUUGUCUGCCAUCAAUGCUAUUGCUGGUGCAUAUGCUGAGAUGGCCCCUGUGGUGCAUAUCGUCGGCACUCCCCCAACGCAAGCCCAGGAUGGUGGUGUGAACCUGCAUCACACACUCGGGGAUGGAAAUUUCCGGCAUUUUGCAGAGAUGGCAGCCAAAGUCACCGUGGCUCAGGCCAACCUCAUUGAUCUUGCCACAGCAACGGCUUCCAUCGAUAGAGUGAUUCAGGCGUGUGUUCUGAAUAGUAGACCGGUGUAUAUUGAGUUGCCGACUAAUAUGGUAAAGGCCAGAGUACCAGCCUCAGACCUCGACAAGGCUCUGGAUCUGACCAUGCGCUUCACGGAUGAAGGAUUCGAGGAUACGGAAGUGGACCUUAUUCUCGAAAAGAUCUAUGCGGCCAAGCAGCCAUUCAUUAUCGUUGACGGCUUUACCAACCGCUUUGGGAUCACGGAAGAGGCGGAUGAGCUCGUCCGGGUCACUGGAUUUCCCACAUCAACAACACCGUUCGGAAAGGGGAUCAUCAACGAGACAUACCCCAACUUCCAUGGAGUGUAUGCUGGUCUGGCAGGAAAUCAAAUCUACAACCCAUGGGCCUACGGCACGGAUUUGGUGCUGCGAUUGGGGCCUUUGAACAGCGAUGUGAAUACAUUUGGGUUCAGCACUAUUCCUGACAAGCACAAAGCCAUUACAUUUGACCGUGAUUUCGUCGAGGUCACAGGAACGAAGUACACAAAUGUGCACAUCAAAUCAUUACUUCGCAGGAUCCUGGACCGGCUGGACACGAAUAAGCUUCCUAAAUACGACCCCUAUCCCGAUCUAGGCAUUCCCUCUGAAGAAUUGAAGAGCCUUCCACCCACGCAGCCCGAGGAUGUCAUUGAUCAGCUGACGUUCUGGCGUCGGAUCUCAACAUUUUUCCGUUCGGGAGACAUCGUUUUGACGGAAACGGGAACUCCAUCGAUAGGUGGCCGUGAUUUCGUUCUGCCUCCGAACACGCGCCUCAUCAACUCAUCCAUCUGGUUGUCGAUCGGCUACAUGUUCGGUGCAGCGCAAGGAGCAGCACUAGCAUUACGCGAGCUACUCGCCGAAGGCAAACAGAGUCAAGGCCGCACAAUCCUCUUCGAGGGAGAUGGUAGCUUGCAGAUGACAGCUCAGGCGUUCAGUGACAUCAUCCGAAACCGACUCGACAUUACGAUAUUUAUUCUCAACAAUGACGGAUAUACGAUUGAGCGAUGGAUCCAUGGGAUGAAGGCAGGGUACAACGAUGUCCAACCAUGGAGGUACCUGGAAGCACCUAGUUACUUUGGAGCACCCAAAGACGACCCUGCGUAUCCAGUGUUGACCCUGCGGGCUGCAAACUGGGGUCAGCUACAAGAGAUCCUAGCAGAUCCCCAACUUCAACAAGGGAAGGGCCUGAAUAUUGUUGAGGUGAUGAUGGAGAAGGAAGACGCCCCGGAGGUGCUGAAGAAGUUGGUCCAAGCUGUAACGGAACGGAACAGUGGCGCCGACAGACAGGCGGCGGUAGAGGACAAAGUCGAGACAGCAGCUGGCUAG